AGAUUUCUAUCGAUACUUCGUCACGAUUUGAAAUGUUUCGCUUUAUUGUUGGUCCAAGCUGUCUUCUGAGAGCAUCAGUUCGAUUCUUCAGCGCCAGCUCCGUAGUAGCAAAACCUCUUCCUGAAGAAAAAGAGGUUGAUGGGGAGGAGAAAAAACGAGCAAAAGCCGAGCCGAGCGAGCGAUACUUGAAAUUCAAGGAGAAGCUCCUAUCGGAAGUCCCGCUGACUAGCCUACCGAAGACUAUGCCGCAUCCGGCACACGAGAAGGAGCCACUGAAGCGCUGGCCCAACAACACCAAUCCGCAUACAGGUGAGAUUGGGGGACCGCCCGGGCCGGAGCCCACGCGCUACGGGGACUGGGAGAGCAAGGGCAGGGUAACGGAUUUCUGAAAAUCGGAUGGAGCAGCUGCUGGGACGAGGGAACCAGACUUGGCUCACGAUCUCUGAUUUAUUGGCCAUGUUAACAACAGAAGCACCUACUAUUUGCUCAAAUCUAGUCGGCCUCAUCCCGCGCAACGGUAGCUUCAUCAUCAUCAUCAUCAUCAUCAUCAUUGUCUUCUGUGCUCUUCUGCGAAGGCGUUACAUAAAUUUUGAUUGUGUGGUUUCCAGAAUUUAUGUUGCGCCAGCAAGAAAAUUUAAAUUGAUGCUCGUCCGUCCAGCGAAAGGGUUCCCGGAA
This is a messenger RNA of Drosophila navojoa, 675 nucleotides long. RefSeq names its product succinate dehydrogenase assembly factor 4, mitochondrial. Gene Ontology annotation, biological process: mitochondrial respiratory chain complex II assembly. Lineage: Eukaryota; Metazoa; Arthropoda; Insecta; Diptera; Drosophilidae. The record is from RefSeq and is a predicted model, not a curated record. Gene Ontology annotation, cellular component: mitochondrion.